Caenorhabditis remanei is the source of this 603-nucleotide messenger RNA. RefSeq lists its product as uncharacterized. The record is from RefSeq and is a predicted model, not a curated record. The transcript has 3 exons. Bases 1 to 603 code for a protein of 200 amino acids. Lineage: Eukaryota; Metazoa; Nematoda; Chromadorea; Rhabditida; Rhabditidae.
AUGUUUCAACUAAUCUCCGACGUCCCCAACAACUGCACCACUCACCCACACUGUCUUGGCUUCACACCAGCCACCUUCAACCAUUCCAUAAUUUUCAUGAAUACGGCUAACCAUGCUUGUACUCAACUUCUGGAUGAGAAAUUCAAAAUGCCAAAGUGCCCAACCGGCUGGAAUUCCUGGACCCGUCCAACUGGGAGACUCUGGUGCUAUAUGAUUUCAGACGUCGCUCAAGUUUGGAAUUCCGCUGAGUCUUACUGUAGAGAUACGUGGAAUGCUUCGUUGAAUGGAUUUCAGACAAAUGAGGAGCGUGAGGACUUUUUUGGAAAAAUGGAAAAGCUGGAGCUCACUCAAAAAUGGCUGUAUCUCGGAGCAAAGAGAUCCUGUGAGACUGAAACCUGUCCGAAGUCUGUAGAGUUCCUCUGGCAAAACGACGUCUCCACCGACCAAUCCUUGGCCAACGACAACUUCUACGCUCCCUAUUUCGAUGGAAGCGGCGACUGUUUAGCCAUGAUGAUCGAAAAUGGACAGUACGACGAUAUCAGUUGUGUAGAAGCCAAGCAGACUACAUUUUCUUGUGGAAAGUGGGCGGAUGUUUAUGAUUAG